AACCACACUACAAUUUUUCCGCCAUGUUUGUAUAACCGUAUAACCAAUACAUACUUCCAAAAAAUUUCAACAAUUUUCCGUAUAAGUAAUGCUGUUUUUCUUAAAUUAACGUGAAUUUUAUACAUACACCAUGGGAGUUCCAGCGUUUUUUAGAUGGCUGACCAGAAAAUAUCCCUCAGUUAUAGUCCAUUGUGUCGAAGAGAAGCCCGUCAGUGUCAGUGGACAGCGCAUUCCUAUCGACUCUUCACAACCAAAUCCCAAUGGAGUCGAGUUUGACAAUUUGUAUCUUGAUAUGAACGGCAUCAUUCAUCCGUGCACUCAUCCCGAAGACAAACCAGCUCCACGUAAUGAAGAUGAAAUGAUGGUGGCGAUAUUUGAAGCGAUUGAUCGGUUAUUUGCGAUUGUAAGGCCUAGAAAAUUGCUAUAUAUGGCGAUUGAUGGUGUCGCUCCACGUGCAAAGAUGAAUCAGCAACGAUCAAGGAGAUUUCGCGCGUCGAAAGAAGUUGUCGAGAAAGUGAAUGAAAUUUCUCGUGUACGUGCUGAAUUACUAUUAAAGGGAAUUCAUUUACCUUCCGAAAAAGCAAAAGAAGAUCAUUUUGAUUCCAACUGCAUUACGCCAGGUACACCAUUUAUGGAUCGUUUAUCUACUUGCCUCCAUUAUUACGUUCAUGACAGAUUAAAUAAUGAUCCCGGAUGGAAGGGUAUAAAAGUAAUAUUGUCAGAUGCAAAUGUACCUGGUGAAGGUGAACAUAAAAUUAUGGACUUUAUCAGAAAACAGCGAGCACAACCUGACCACGACCCAAACACUCACCACUGCUUGUGUGGAGCUGAUGCCGAUUUAAUAAUGUUAGGGCUUGCAACUCACGAAGUUAAUUUCACUAUUAUUCGUGAAGAAUUUAAACCAAACAAACCGAGACCUUGUGAGAUCUGCGGUCAGACAGGGCAUACAUUACAAGAAUGUACAGGAUCUUUAGCGAACGCAGAUCCGGAAUCGAUCGCAAUUGGUUCAGAAGUAGAAUUCAUAUUCGUCAGGCUGAAUGUGUUGCGUGAAUAUUUGGAACGAGAAUUGGCAAUGCAGAAUUUGUCCUUUGACUACAAUUUUGAGCGGGCUCUGGACGAUUGGGUGUUUAUGUGUUUCUUUGUGGGUAACGAUUUUUUGCCUCACUUGCCCAGCCUUGAAAUUCGUGAGGGCGCUAUCGAUCGAUUGGUGGGGUUGUACAAGGACUGCAUAUAUAAAACUGGGGGGUAUGUAACAAAUAACGGAGACGUAAAUUUGGAAAGAGUACAAAUCAUAAUGUUAGAGCUUGGAAAAGUCGAAGAUCAAAUUUUCAAAAAAAGACAGGAAAAUGAAUUGUCCUUUAAGGCUCGCGAGAAAGCAAAAAAGAGGCGCAUGGAGGGGUUCAACAGAUCUGCACCGGAUUGGAGACUCGUCAAGGACACUCAAUUUGCACCUUCGUUGUUGGGACAAGUCCAACCCGUUCGAAAUCCACGUCAGGAAGCUUACAACAUUCGCAAAGCCGGUAUGCACUUUGUACCCGCACAAGAUCAAGGAAACUCAAGACAGUCUCAGUCCCAACAGUCAAACCAAGCUGACGAAAGAAGAGGCGUUAAGAGGGCAAGAGAAGAGGACGACGAUGACGAUCAGGCUCACGAUGAGGUUAGACUGUGGGAAGACGGAUUUAAAGAUCGCUAUUAUGAGUCCAAAUUUGAUGUGGGUCCCGAUGAUUUAGAAUUUCGGUACAAUGUCGCCCUGCAGUAUGUAAAAGGGUUGUGUUGGGUUCUACGCUAUUACUACCAGGGAUGUGCUUCUUGGAAAUGGUACUUCCCGUAUCACUAUGCCCCUUUCUCCUCCGAUUUUAUCAACAUUUCCGGUCUUAGUACACAAUUUGAGCUUGGCACUGAACCUUUCAAACCAUUUGAGCAACUUAUGAGCGUUUUUCCUGCCGCUAGUCGUCAACAUGUACCAUCGCCAUGGGCGGAGCUUAUGACAGAUCCGAAUUCCAUCAUUAUUGACUUUUAUCCCGAAGAUUUUAAGAUAGAUUUGAACGGUAAAAAGUUCGCGUGGAUGGGUGUUGCACUUUUACCUUUCAUUGACGAAGACAGGCUACUGCGUACAGUUGCUCCGAAAUACAAACUGUUAACAGAUGAAGAGAGAAGAAGGAAUGUGAGAGGUGAUGAUAGAUUGUACAUUGGGCGAUGCAAUAAGAGUUAUUCGUUUGUAAAGGAUUUCGUUAAGAGCGGAAACGACACAAUUGAGAGUGGUAUUACUUUUGAUGGUAUGCAAGGAACGAUACUUUUCUCAAAUAAUUGCGUACAACAGGAUGGGUCUUUGGUGUCCCCCAUCCCUGGCCUGGACACAAUUGAAAAUAACACAGUAUGCUGUGUGAAGUAUCGGGAUCCAAAAUAUCCAGUAGGAUACAUUUUCCAAGCAUGUCGGUUGAAGGGAGCCAAACCGCCUCAGAAUGUAUUGAAACCUCAAGACUUGGAUGCGGAAGCGAGUAGGAAUUGGCGACCGAUGAUAGGAAUGGCACCAUCAACCGUUAGAGCAACAAUUGGCAACGUAGGACACAGGAUGCUUAAUCACCACGUUCCCAAACCUCCUGGUGCAUAUGGAAAUGUCCCUCCACCAAAUUAUGACCGACAAGGUAAUAAUCGCGGUGGCUACAAUAACCGAAACAGAUACGAAUCUGGUAAUAAUUACCAACAGCGCGGCAGCGGAUACAGUGGCGGUAACCGAAACAGCGGUUUCGGUGGCAGCAAUUAUCAGAACUACAAUAAUUAUAAUCAAAGAGGUGGAAAUCACAGGCAAAAUAAUUAUAAUAACAACAAUCGAAAUGACGAUAGGCGUCAGGAUAGACCGCCUGGACCGUAUAGAGACCAAUACGUGUCAUCGAACAGAUAUAACUAUUCCCGAUAGUAAACAAUUUUAAGUCAAUACACGGUUUGCAAACAAUAUGAUGCAUACAAAUUAAAAUAAGAUAUUUUGUAAUAAAAAUAUUACUACCUGGUA
Messenger RNA from Photinus pyralis (common eastern firefly), 3010 nucleotides. RefSeq names its product 5'-3' exoribonuclease 2 homolog (gene Rat1). NCBI's taxonomy places the organism in Eukaryota, Metazoa, Arthropoda, Insecta, Coleoptera, Lampyridae. The record is from RefSeq and is a predicted model, not a curated record. The transcript is spliced from 12 exons. Gene Ontology annotation, molecular function: RNA binding; 5'-3' RNA exonuclease activity. Gene Ontology annotation, cellular component: nucleus. Bases 131 to 2917 code for a protein of 928 amino acids. Gene Ontology annotation, biological process: nuclear-transcribed mRNA catabolic process.